Penicillium antarcticum is the source of this 603-nucleotide messenger RNA. RefSeq lists its product as uncharacterized. The transcript has 2 exons. Bases 1 to 603 code for a protein of 200 amino acids. The record is from RefSeq and is a predicted model, not a curated record. Lineage: Eukaryota; Fungi; Ascomycota; Eurotiomycetes; Eurotiales; Aspergillaceae.
AUGGCCGUGAUUGAAGUUGCCCUCCUACACUUCAAGGCUGAACAGGACCCAUCUGUCACAGAAGCUCUUAUACAAGCACAGAAGGCACAGGAAGAACAUUCAAAGCACAAAGUACGAUUCCUGCGCCAAAUUGAAGACCCAUCUUGCUUUUAUCUGAUGGCUGGAUGGGAGUCUCUCGAAAGACAUAGUACCCAGAGCAUCCAUUAUCAAGGGCAUCUCGUGCAGCUGGCCGAUCGUAUUGAGGUUGACUGGAUGUUUCAUUUAGAUGCCGAUCCUUCAACAUUCGCAAUUCCAUUUGACGCACCUGUCAUUGCGAUAGGCAGAUAUUUUGUCGAGGCUAGCAAGAAAGAAGAAUUCACUUCUAUACUUAAGCCGAUCGUUUCUGGCCUGGCUGAUACCACCAAAAAAUCAUUAUCUUACUGUAGUGCAUGGCGCAUUGAUAAAGGAGGCGAGGAUGAGGAAUUUGUCUUUUUCAGUGGGUGGAAGGAUAUCGCGGACCAUAUUGAGUUUGCGAAGUCAGAGGCAGCAGAAAAUAUUGCGAAGCUUAGCCAGUUAGUGAAGGGGGUUGAAGUUAAACAUGCCUGCGUUCAGAAGUGGGAAUAG